This is a messenger RNA of Grammomys surdaster, 279 nucleotides long. RefSeq names its product major allergen I polypeptide chain 1-like. NCBI's taxonomy places the organism in Eukaryota, Metazoa, Chordata, Mammalia, Rodentia, Muridae. Gene Ontology annotation, cellular component: extracellular region. The coding region runs from base 1 to 279 and encodes 92 amino acids. Gene Ontology annotation, molecular function: steroid binding. The record is from RefSeq and is a predicted model, not a curated record. The transcript has 3 exons.
AUGAAGCUCGCUGGUGUUCUGGUGCUCGUUGGGGCCGCCCUGCUCCUGACUUCAGGCGGAGAUUGUGGCAUUUGCCCAGUUAUAAAACAAAAAGCUGAACUAUUUCUUCACGGGUCUCAAGAAGAGUAUCUUUCAUUCGUGAAGCAAUACAAAGAUAGCCGUCUCAUACUGGAAAAUGCUGGAAAAAUCAAAAAAUGUGUCGAUAACAGUUUGACAGAGGAAGACAAGACACAUGCAAUGAAUCUCAUCGAAAGAAUAGACGCCAGCCCGGUAUGUUGA